This is a messenger RNA of Marchantia polymorpha subsp. ruderalis, 2547 nucleotides long. The record is from the annotation of a GenBank genome assembly. NCBI's taxonomy places the organism in Eukaryota, Viridiplantae, Streptophyta, Marchantiopsida, Marchantiales, Marchantiaceae.
UCGGUACAAGAAUUUAUGUCAUAACCGUUGACUGAGCACAAUUGCCGGCAGUUUAGCGCUAGAACGGUUGACUGGGAUGCAUUCCCGCCACCCUACCCCGUAAUGAAAAUGGAACCGGCAUCGCCGCCCGGUAACCCCGCCCCGCCCGCUAAUCUGAAGCGACCUUAAGCCAACCCAACCCAAGGUUAAAGAGAGGGCCGGUCUGCUAAACCCCGUAGAAGGGCAGGGUUUAGGUUUGAGCGGGUUUCGGGCGAGGCUCCGCGGAAGUGGGAAAUCCGAGUCCGGCUACAGUUUGGGCUUAAUCGUUGCUAACGGGGCGAGGGAGUGGCGCUUAAUUUUAGCGGGUGCUGCUAAAUCUGAACGAGCAGUGCGGAUAGGAUGAUGUUCAAGAAGGCGACCCCCAGCGAGCCCAUGAUCGAGCGCUGGGAGGAUCCGGGGACAAAUUGCUGAGAUCCUGCGCAAUGUGCGACGCUUGUUAGUGAGGGAAUGUCCGCCCGAGGCCUCGCCAACAUGGCGCUUCAGUUUGAGGUUUUGGCUCGUCACAAUCUGGCGCGGGCUUCGCGGCUCACUCUUCCUCAUCAUGUCGUUCAGACUCCCAUGUUUAUGCCAGUCGGCACUCAAGGUGUUAUCAAGGGAAUCACUUGCGAUCAGUUGGAGGACUUGGGAUGCCAAAUCAUAUUGGGGAACACUUAUCACCUUGCACUUAGGCCCGGUGCAGACCUCUUGGAACAGAUCGGCGGUCUUCAUAAAUUUAUGAACUGGCCCAGGGCUCUUUUGACUGACUCUGGUGGCUUUCAGAUGGUUUCACUCCUUCAUUUGGCAAACAUCACCGAAGAAGGAGUCACCUUUCAGUCUCCGGUGGAUGGAACGCCGAUGCUACUCACACCAGAAGAGUCAAUACAAAUACAGAACAAAAUAGGUGCAGAUAUUAUUAUGGCUCUUGAUGAUGUAGUAAAGACGACAACCACAGGGCCUCGAGUCGAAGAGGCCAUGCACCGUACAAUUCGAUGGAUUGACCGCUGUGUUGCUGCGCACUCAAGGCCAACGGAACAGAACCUUUUCGCGAUCGUACAAGGCGGCUUAGAUCAAAAUUUAAGAGCUCAGUGCCUAAAAGAGCUUGUCAAACGCAACCUUCCAGGCUACGCAAUCGGUGGUCUCUCCGGAGGUGAAGAAAAAGAUUCAUUCUGGAGGAUAGUAGCGCAAUGUACUGCAGGCCUUCCAGAAGACAAGCCUCGAUAUGUCAUGGGUGUUGGAUUCCCGCUCGAUAUCGUCGUAUGCAGUGCUCUAGGUGCAGACAUGUAUGAUUGCGUUUAUCCAACUCGCACUGGACGUUUUGGCUCAGCUCUCAUUCCCGAAGGUGUUUUGAAACUAACGAAUGCCAGUAUGGCGACAGAUAACCGACCUUUGGAUCCAUCGUGCACAUGCAUGGUGUGCAAAAAGUACACUCGAUCAUAUCUACACACCAUCGUGACUAAAGAGGCUCUGGGUUCCCAGCUGGUGUCUUAUCACAAUAUAGCCUACAUGAUGAAGUUAAGUCAAGAUCUUCACACGUCAAUUCUUGAAGGACGGUUUCCACGGUUUGUCCAAGACUUUCUGCAAAAGCAGUUUCCAAACGGGGAUGUACCAAAGUGGGUACGGAGCGCUAUGGAGGUUGCUGAAAUCGACAUUUCAAUGUGUUGUUCUUAAGAUUCUGAUCGCUUCCAGCUCUAUGAUAAGCAACAUUUGAAACCCAAAAACACACUGGACACACUUCGAAUUGAAAAACAUCCUGUCUUCAGCUCAUCAGCAGCCAUCGACUACUGCCCAGGGAGAUCGUGCACACGCGGCAGGAAUUUGAGGACAAUGCCUUCAUGUGUACAAGUCAAAAAGCCCACCUUUAAUUCUCCCUUAUGAAACCAAACUCAGUUCUCAGUGACUCUUGAAUUUGAAAGGAGCAGGCGGUGGAGAAGCUUACUUUUAGUCCGCCGAAAGACCUUCAAAAGUCUUCGAGUCUGAUUUAUGUCCUGGACAGCAGUAAGUUGUGAAGCUGUUUGAAGUCUUCAGUUUCUGCGUCUUUUUGUCACCGUACAGUGGAGAUUCAACUCGACAUUCGCAGAGGGCUGAAACUGUAGCCUCGCGACAAACUGAGGCCAGUAGAAUACAGAGAACCGUUUUCUCAGCAAUUCUUUGAAUUCUCAUGACAAUUCGGUCGAUGGCUUACAUGUCACAACGCAUCCUAGUUAAGUACAUGCAAUUGGAUACAUUCCAUGUUAUCAUUUGCUGUCCUGAUCUAAAUUUCAUCCAAAGAAGCUGACGGAAGUCGCCUCAAAGCAACCUUACGAUACUUUUGAGACCAUACGUUUCCGUUAGGCUCUCUUUUGUAAGUGAACCGCAAUAUUUGUUUACUACCGGUUUGAAAUGUGCAAGUUUAUACUUGAACGGUCUAUGGAGGCUCUUAGUUUUCAAAAGUGCUGUAGAUAAGAAAGAAAAGACCAGUACUUGAUUGAAGUGAACUAAUGUAGUAAGCCAUGAGGUUUGUCUGAUGAUUCCGCCAAUAUUUCGGCUUAA